Molecule: messenger RNA, 429 nt
Organism: Talaromyces proteolyticus
Lineage: Eukaryota; Fungi; Ascomycota; Eurotiomycetes; Eurotiales; Trichocomaceae
Product: putative sorting nexin Snx3
Exons: 3
Coding region: 1-429 (142 amino acids)
Biological process (GO): late endosome to Golgi transport; endocytic recycling
Cellular component (GO): early endosome membrane; retromer complex
Molecular function (GO): phosphatidylinositol-3-phosphate binding
Source: RefSeq, a predicted model, not a curated record
AUGCAGUCCAUCCCGGACGCUCGCUCUCAGACGUUCGAGGAAAUCUACGGCCCCCCGGAGAACUUCCUUGAAAUCGAGGUCCGCAACCCCCAAACCCACGGCACAUCGCGCUCGAUGUACACAUCCUACGAAAUUGUGUGUCGAACCAACAUCCCAGCCUUCAAACUCAAGCAUUCAGUUGUGCGCCGCCGAUACUCUGACUUUGAAUACUUCCGCGACAUACUCGAGCGCGAGUCAUCGCGUGUGACCAUUCCGCCGCUGCCAGGGAAGGUUUUCACAAAUCGGUUUAGUGAUGAUGUGAUUGAGCAUCGGAGGGAAGGAUUGCAGCGGUUUCUGCAGAUUGUGGCGGGACAUCCGUUGUUGCAGACGGGGAGUAAAGUGCUUGCGAGUUUUAUUCAGGACCCGAAUUGGGACCGAAACGCAUGGUAG